AAAAUACAUUUUGAGACGUUGUAGAAUUGGUCAUAUGAAAAUCCCUCGCCACAAAAGUUUAGUUUGAGCAAAAAAAUUUUUUUAUUUAAAGAAUCUUGUUAAAAAUAGCGACUAAAUUUAACGGAUAAUCAUAACAAUUGUAUGCAUAGCACAAUAAAAACUAUGUUAAGGCAACCAAAAUCAAACAGUUUAUAUUUUUUCCUUGAAAAAAAUUGAACCAAAGAAGAUUGCUGAAGUGAGUGUGGAGGGUGUGAAGAAAACGAUUAUUAAGGAUCUAUAAGGAAUGUGGCUGGCAAAAUAUAUUGUAUGCGCGCUGAUAUGCGUUGCAAUUCCUUCAGCGACUUCAAAACCUUUCAGGGGUACUCCCGUAGUUAUUCCCUUCUAUGAAGCCAGAACGCGGCCAGGCGUAACUAAAGACUGUGGGGAUGAUAAUGGCGGUUGUGCCCAUGAAUGUAACAAAUCCGCUAACAAAUGCGAGUGCUGGGAGGGUUACUAUCUGGAUCCCAGCGAUCUUAGCAGCUGUAAAGAUGUCGACGAAUGCGAGGAGUCGAAUGGAGGUUGCGCGCAAGUGUGCAACAACCUGCCGGGAGAAUUCGUGUGCACCUGUGAAACUGGUUAUCGAAUAGAUGAAUCUAAUGGCAAAACCUGUGUGGACAUUAAUGAAUGUGAAGAUUCCGCUUUGUCUUGGGACUGUCAAGGUGGCUGCGAGAACCUUAUUGGUUCUUAUCGCUGCCUUCCGUCAACGGACGGCAUACUCGAAGACACAGGUGUUUCAAUUCAGAACGACGACGGUGUUUUCCCAGGCACAAUAAAAUGCAAGCCAGGUUUUCAGCUAUCCUUCGAUGGCAGCGAGUGUCAGGACAUCAACGAAUGUGCUUUGGAGGAUGAGGACCCACAAACCGGGCGUAUAAUCCAUCGCUUCUGUGAGUACAAGUGUGAGAAUACAAAAGGAUCCUUCCGGUGUCACUGCCCUGAGGGUUAUCAUCUCCUCGAGGAUAAGGAAAGUUGUGCCUUGAGUGGCUUACAUACUCCCGCACCUUUAACCAUAAAAGAAGAUGAUGCAAAAACAUUCCCAGCCAAAUCCACAAAUGCCUCCCUCGUUAAUGUUACAAGAUGCACCUACCAGAUAAUGUAUCUCCCAAAUGGAAAUUACAAAUGUGGGUGUUCGGGUUACAAAUUAUCCGAGGAUCAGCAUUCCUGUCUGAUGGACAAAUCCUUUUGCUCCACGGGAAAGGGGCAUGAGAGGUGCUCGCCAGGAACAUGUCUACUCCGUGAGGAUGAGAUGGACUUCACCUGUAAGUGCCCAUUGGGUUUCCGCAGCGAAGGUCUCAGUUGCCAGGACGUUAACGAGUGCACGGAUGGAACACACAUGUGCAGUCACGAAUGCCAGAAUACAUACGGUAGCUAUCAAUGCUCGUGCCCACAAGGUCUUAUGCUUAGUAACAAUUUCACCUGUACGGAUCCCUGUGAGCCCAAUAAGAACGGUUGCGAUCACAUGUGCUUGGCUGACAAGGGCGGUGAGUGUUCCUGUCGCGAAGGAUAUCGCUUAAAGAACGAUGGCAAAAGUUGCGAGGAUGUGGACGAGUGUCUGGAGCACAACGGAAGCUGUGAGCAGAUGUGCCUCAAUCUGCAAGGUACCCAUGCGUGCUCCUGCGACACGGGUUAUAAGUUGGCUAAGGACAAAAGGACUUGCCAGAAAACUAAUUUGAAACCUAGAGACAACUGUCGCCAACUCCAGAAACCUCGCAAUGGCAAUGUUAGUUGUAUGAGACACAUUGAAAAGCAGUUCGUUAAAUGGAACUGUGGUAUUACCUGCAAUGUUGGCUAUGUCCUGCAGGGACCGAGACACAGGACCUGUAAUUACUCCGGAAAGUGGGAUGGUUCAGAAACCAAAUGCGUGGAAAAGCGUGUUCUCCAGACAAGCGGGCCGAGGGCUGAACUCUGUCCUGCUCUGAAACCUGCUCAUAAUGGAGUUAUAUCUCCGGAAAUCUGCACUAAAGGGCCAUCCAAGAAUGGAGUCAAUUGCCAAUUGAAGUGUGAUUCCGGCUUUGUGCCUAUCCGACAUUUACAAACAACCUGCGUGCUUGGUUUGGGCUGGACCAUCAAAUCCGAGCUUCAAUGCACACCAGAAUGGCAAUCCCCGGAGCAAACCAAUGCAUUCGGCUUUUUAAUAUCAUUACUAAUUGCUUCUAGCAAUAGCUCUAGCAAUCAAACUGAGAGCCCAACUACUGAGCCACCAUAUGACUCCAGAUCAAAGCCUGCAAGACCCAAUCGUCCAGCUCUCCAGUCAGCGAUCACAUAUGACCAUAAAUCCGAAACCAGGUCCGAGCCAGCCCAACUUACGUCCAACGAUGGUUCAGAGUACUAUAUCGUCUGUCCGGAUCGGGGAACCAUCCGUGUGCCUGCUGAGAAAUCCGUAAACUUACCCCAGGGAUGCAAUCGGCAGAAAGUCCCUCCAUCGAAUCGCCGCAUGCGUUCAUCGCAUCGGCAUCGGCAUCGAAACACGAAUUCUUAGUUUGUGCAUCAUCUGUAUGCACAUCCACUCCCAAGCAUUUGUGACAGAAACCAUUCUCAACUAUUUAAAGAACGAAAAAAAAACUUUAUGCGAAUUUAAGAAUACUUUUGUUAUCUUUGUAUUCCACAGGAUUACCACAAUGUAGACUAUGGCAACAAGUAGAAAGAAAAAUUUAAAA
Molecule: messenger RNA, 2693 nt
Organism: Drosophila gunungcola (fruit fly)
Lineage: Eukaryota; Metazoa; Arthropoda; Insecta; Diptera; Drosophilidae
Product: signal peptide, CUB and EGF-like domain-containing protein 1
Exons: 10
Coding region: 284-2515 (743 amino acids)
Molecular function (GO): calcium ion binding
Source: RefSeq, a predicted model, not a curated record